Messenger RNA from Castor canadensis (American beaver), 1550 nucleotides. The record is from RefSeq and is a predicted model, not a curated record. NCBI's taxonomy places the organism in Eukaryota, Metazoa, Chordata, Mammalia, Rodentia, Castoridae.
UUCUGGUCUGGGCCAGCCACGAUUGUCGUGAGGAGGAGGCGGUGCUACAGAGAAAGGGCAGAAAAGGAGAUUGGAGCAGAAAACUGCCCUGCCGCAGGGGCUUGCUGGCUGUGCACCUGGCUCUUCACUGUCCUCGGAAUGGCCUCAGACACUUGAGUGCUACCUGAUUUCUGUAUGUUACCAUCUUCUGUACACCUGAUCCCCACAACAGUCCGGCUUGUCCAGUCCUGGAUCUACAAUUCUUCCCGUUCCUUCAUGGAUUUGAAGUCUCUCCUUUCCUCCCUGAGUGACUUUGCAUCCCUCUCAUUUGCUGAGAGUUGGGACAAUGUUGGAUUACUGGUGGAACCAAGCCCACCACAUCCUGUCAACACACUCUUCCUGACCAAUGACUUGACUGAAGAGGUAAUGGAGGAGGCGCUGCAAAAAAAGGCAGAUCUCAUUCUCUCCUACCAUCCACCUAUUUUCCAGCCCAUGAAGCACAUAACAUGGAAAACCUGGAGGGAGCGCCUGGUAAUUCGGGCUCUGGAGAACAGAGUUGGCAUUUACUCUCCUCAUACAGCCUAUGACGCUGCUCCACAGGGAGUCAACAACUGGUUGGCCAAAGGGCUUGGAGCUUGCACCUCCAGGCCCAUACAUCCUUCAAAAGCUCCCAGCUACCCUACACAAGGAACUCACCGAGUAGAAUUCAAUGUUAACCACACGCAAGACUUGGACAAAGUCAUGUCUGCUGUGAAAGGAAUUGGAGAUGGAGAUGUUUCUGUCACUUCUUUUUCUGUUAGGAUUGAUGAUGAGGAACACGUACGGGUCAGUGUGAAUUGUACUCAGAAGGCUUUGAUGAAGGUUGUGGCUUUUCUGUCUCAGAACAGACAACUUUAUCAGAAGACUGAAAUUCUGUCCCUGGAGAAGCCUUUGCUUCUACAUACUGGAAUGGGACGGCUAUGCACACUGGAUGAACCUGUCUCCCUAGCAACCAUGAUUGAGCGAAUCAAAAGAUACCUGAAACUGUCUCAUAUUCGCUUAGCUCUUGGGGUAGGGAAGACUUUAGAGUCCAGCAUCAAAGUUGUGGCCCUGUGCGCUGGUUCUGGGAGGAGCAUUCUGCAAGGAGUAGAGGCUGACCUUUACCUCACAGGUGAAAUGUCCCAUCAUGAUGUUCUGGAUGCUGCUUCCCAAGGAAUAAAUGUGAUCCUUUGUGAACACAGCAACACUGAACGAGGCUUUCUCUCUGAUCUUCAAGAUAUGCUGGAUGCUCACUUGGAGAGUAAGAUUAAUAUUAUCCUGUCUGAGACAGACAGGGACCCUCUUCGUGUGAUAUAACACAUACAAGAACAUCAGGAUAACACAAAGGACACACAUACUUCGAUCUGAACUCAAAUGCGUAACAUGAGUCACUGGUGUUGGCAUCCUUACAACAGAAGUGUCUUAAAAUGUAUUAUCAUUUUUGGUUUGUUAAUCUGGUUCACCAGAUGUGCUUAUAAGGUAAAAACUGUAAUGUAACUAACAUAUUAAAGAACAAAUAUUCAUUAUAAACUCUAGGAAAAUUUGACUAAAGU